Sorghum bicolor (sorghum) is the source of this 1292-nucleotide messenger RNA. RefSeq lists its product as uncharacterized. The transcript is spliced from 5 exons. The record is from RefSeq and is a predicted model, not a curated record. NCBI's taxonomy places the organism in Eukaryota, Viridiplantae, Streptophyta, Magnoliopsida, Poales, Poaceae. Bases 52 to 1068 code for a protein of 338 amino acids.
CGAGCACCAAGGAUACCAAGGAAACCAACUCAGGGAAAACAGCUGGACAAGAUGACUAAAGCUAUGGGAAGGAGAUUGCCCAUAGUUGUUGAUGAAGGCAACACAAGGCCACAUGAACCUGUUCAAGCUGCCAAGUUUGCGUCUGAGGCUGGCGUCAUCGUUCGGGAAAGCAUGCCUGUCCUAACUCAUUGGAAAGAAUACAAGAAAACUGACAAAUACUACAAUGACUUUGUGGGACAGCUUUGUGGGCGCUUGGCCAUCAACAAAGAAGACAAGCCAACAGAGGAAGCUUGCACCGAUAUGUUGCGCUCUGCUGUAAAAAAUCAGCGUUAUCGUCUCAAGCAGAAAUACUUCAAUGGUAUACCUGCAAAUGAGGUUAGGACAACUUCUCCUGUUGAAUACAUGACCGAUGCGGAGUGGAGGGCACUAGUUGCAAAGUGGUCUGAUCCAAAGAACAUGGAAACAUGUGAAAAGAACAAGCGAAACCGUAGUAAAGUCAAGUAUCAUCAAGCUACGGGUUCUCGCUGCUAUGUGGCACACUUACAUGCAUAUAAGCAAAAGAGAAACAGAGAAGAACCCAGUGCAGAUCUGACUGAAGAACUAGAUGCCGUGGAAGCCUUCCAGACCUGCCAUACCAGCUCAAAAAAAGGCCUGACUGAACCGGCAAGGGAAGCACUUCUCCGUAUGGAAGCUCUGAGGUCUGAACCAGUUGCUGAAGGUGUGGCGCCAGCAUCCAGUGUGGAGGUCGUGUCCAAGGUGCUAUCCCAUAAUAGCUCACACCAGUUCCUGAAGAGUGUUGGCAUAAAAACUCCGGCAUCUUCCAAGUCAUCUUCAUCAAAUGAAAGCGAGCUUCGGGAACAACUCGCAGCUGAAGCGGCGGCUGCUGUUCAAGGAGAACUUGACGAGCUCAAGAAGAAAAGCCAAGAAGCUGAGGAAAAGCUGGCGAGGACACAGAUCGAGCUGGAGGAGUACAAGAAGCUAACAGAGAGGAACACCAAGGAGAUGGAGGAGACCAAUCUAAUCCUGAAGAAGCUAUUGUCCUUGCAUUCUAACGCUUCUUCGAUAUGAGGGCUGUUGGUCAGUGCUGUUGUGUUUGGCCUGUUCAUUUUGGGUACUCAGUAACAAAAGUUGCACGUGGAUGACAACCUUUUAUUAUAUGCUGUUAUGUUUGUGCAAACAGAACUAUAGUGUGAUGUCGAUUAAGUGUCUGGUGAACUAAGUUCUUUCCACUUUUUAGUAGUGUGAUGCAAACAAAUGUUGUGAACUAAGUUCUGUGUUAUCCAGUUAGUUAA